This is a messenger RNA of Schistosoma rodhaini, 5640 nucleotides long. Lineage: Eukaryota; Metazoa; Platyhelminthes; Trematoda; Strigeidida; Schistosomatidae. The record is from the annotation of a GenBank genome assembly.
GUAAUGUUCAUACAAGCGAAACUAUAAAAUUUACGAACAGUAGAGCACACGAACAUCUAGAUGACUCACAAUGAAGGAUUUUAUGGGCAUGAAGUCAAGCUUUAGUGUCCAGAGGUGAGGGGUAAAAGGUUAAGUAACUUAAACCCGUUCGAUACAAAGAUAUUGGGUAUUGAAUAGCGCUCAGUCUAAACUUAUCGUUACAAAGGAAAACUUUCCUCUCGAUGACUAACGAUAGCGUGAUAGAUGCAUCAAAAUGCAAAUCUGAAGUCUUGGAUAACACAGAGAAAAUGGACUGUGAUCAGAAUACUCAGCUGUCAGUGGUUGUAAAUAUACCGACACCUCCUGGCUCCCAGUGCUACUGCAUGUCACCACGUGAUUUUAGCCGGCCAGAUUUUCAAUGCAGUGUUUGUUACAAGUGGUUCCAUCUUGAAUGUAUAGCAUUCAACAUAGGAAAAGCGUUACCCUUCCUCACAGCUUACCAUUUCAUGUGUAAGAAAUGCAACCCAAUUGGCGAGGAAGUAUUUUCCAGAAAGCAGGCAAAUUUUACAGUUAUGUGUCAAACAGCACUUGCCAACCUAAUGUUGAAGCAUGGAGGGCGUUUGUACUUCAUGGAAAUGAAGGAACUCAUCCCUUUUUUAGAGGAGUACUGGGAAGAACUUACUACACAACCCAGAAGGUCCAAUAAUUCUUGGUAUCCAAAUAUCCACAAAACUUUGACUAGUAGUGAUGUAUUCAAGACCGUAGAAACUUCAGAUGGUCUUUGUGUAUGCCUGUCGAACACUGAUCUUACCAAGAUUGGUCCAAGUUAUGAUCGAUUUCGUGCUCUCACAAGUCAACUUCGGACAAAUAUUACUAAACUAGGAGUUCCUUCCGCUAACAUAUCAAACAGUGUGUCACAGACCCAACCAUGUAUAUCAGGUUCCGUUUCUGAUACAGCUGAUCAAUCAUCAACUCUUACCUCCUCUAAUAAUCAGUUGCCUUUCACCAAUGAAGCCGAUGGCAUAGAUGUGCCUGUUUGGCGUAAACGCAAAUCUCCUGGCAGUGGGUUAUCUGGUGGGAUGGGGAACUUUUACAAUGGUUCUUCAGUGAUAUCUACUGUUCCAAGUGGAUCAUCAGAAAGUGCAGCACUUGGUGCUGUGACUAGUGCUGAUGUCCCAGGGUUCCCUGUGACUAGAACUGCUGCUUCGUCAAAUGGGGAUGUAAAUAACGGAUUAUCCAGUGGUCUUGUACGUUCAACUCGUCGAGCCACUUCGGCAUCUGUUCUUGGUGGAACCACACCCUUAAGUGGAACUUCAGGUUCUGAUGAAGGACGUGCAAAGUUAAAUUCUUUGGGCUUCCCGAUUGAUCAUGCACUAAAUAAGGAAGGUUAUCGUUACAUUUUAGUGGAACCGGAUAAACAUGCCUCCGGUCGGGAGCAGUGGGACGAAUGCGAGUUUACAGCUGGGAAACCCAUACCUGGUUUCUUUUAUCGUGUGUUUUUAUGCUCACAAGUAGUUUUAUCUUUGAGUGAUCGUGCAAAUCAUUUGAAAGUUCACGAAUCUCAGUUGUCAGUUACUGGUGAGAAGGGUUAUUGUAUGGUCCGUGCCACUCAUAGCGUUAAUUCCGGUACUUGGUACUUCGAAGCAACUAUCACAGAGCAACCAGAAGGUUCUGCAACUAGAAUCGGUUGGUCUCAAAUGUAUGGUAACUUACAAGCACCUUGUGGUUAUGAUAAGUUUAGUUAUUCUUGGCGUUCACGUCUUGGCACCGCAUUUCAUGAGUCGCGGGGAAAACAUUACGUUGAUGAAGGUUAUAAAAAAGAUGAUAUUAUUGGAUGUAUGAUCCAUUUACCUUCAACUACUGGUCCUUUCACGUCGUUAGAGAAUCAAUGUGCAGAGUCUUCUGGACUGUUUAAAACGCCCCAGGCGAAUUCUUUCUCAUCUGUGGCUGGCGACAUUAAAUCCAACCUGAACAACACAUCUAGUGGACAGAAUCCGAAUAAAUACAAGACUUUAUUUUCUACUUCUAAUUAUCUUCCUGAGACAUAUAAAGAUCGUCCACUCAUCAGAUUUCGAAAUUCUUUUUACUUUGAGGAGAAGGAUGAACCGACAAAAGCGGAAAAAUUACUUCAUCCGUUGCCUGGUAGUAAGGUGAGUAAGAAGUGUUUUGUUAAUUUAUUUUUGAUUAUUAUGGUAAAUGUCAGUAUUUCGAAUUUUCUUCAAAUUUGCGACGUUGUGACCUGUUGUAUAUAAAUAUCUCAGUUUUUUCGAAAACAUUUUGUCUAUCAAAUUCCAGUUAGACAUCGAUCAAUCUGUGAAAUCUAAUAGGAUAGAUUCCUAUUUCAUUGAAAGGUGACAGUUUUAAUCUCAUUUUACGGUAUCCCAGAUAUUGUUAUCAUAAUUUUAUAAAUAAAAAUAAGUAACUGUUACUAUAAAGGAGUUUGGAGUAUGCUGCAGACUCGUCAACUUACUGCCAAGGUAUCAGAUAGUUAUGGAUUUUGUACAGUAACGGUGCAAAUAUCAUAUCAAAAUUAUGUAAUUAAAUGACUAUAAAUUUAUUUCUAUAUACCCUAGAAUAUUUAAUAUCUAACCUGGUCUAGUCAAUGUAAACUCUGAAAUAGAUCUGUAUUUCCUACUUCAGUCUCGGGACUUCGUUAUAUUUUGACAGUGAAUUGACCAUCGGGGAACAAUAUAUACUGUUAAGCAGAAAGUAGACUGAAUUUUCCGUCUCGUUAAUGAGGAUACAUUAAUUGUUUUCGAAUGAGUGAUCAGAAUAGUCCACACAAGACAUUCAACUUGGUUACAUUGACGAUUAAAAAUCACUCAAGCAUUCAUACUGUGUGAUAAAGUGUUCAACGUGGUUAAUUAAAAUCAAAUAUAGAUAAGAAAAACCCAUAAACCAUAGAAAUUUUCCACUAGGACUUUUUUCAAUUAACCUGUAGUGACAAUAUCUACUACGACUUACAUAAUUGGUCGACGGGAACGUUUAUGGAAAGUGUGUAAAACUUGUCGUUAUGAAUUAACUAAUAUUAACCAUUUUUAAUUGCAGAUACUCUUAUAGGUAAUAUGCAUUAGUUUCCUUCAAAUGUUAAACUAAGGUCAACACAGUAUAGUCGUACUUUGAAAGUGAGAUGGACUCUUGUUUGCUAGUUUUAUAUUUAUCGUUGCUUUCUGAUUCUCAUAUUACUUCUUGAUGUGUAUAGACGUGACAACAUACUACUAAGUUAUUUUGAUCGAAUACGUAGAGGAUUUUAUCGUCUUUUCGGUAGCUUAGAAGCGUUGUAUUUAUUUGAUAGCGUUUGUGUAUUUGUAUUCAAUUUAAACAUUCUAGUCAAAUAACAUCUGUGCAAUCUAAAAGUAUGUUUAAAAAAUGUUAAAAUAUCUUAUCAUGGGCAAAUAGAUGAAACCAAAAGAAGGCGUGUUUAAACGGAUAUAUUUUAGCGCUAUCCGGGGUUUUAUCUUUCAGUCCUUUUUUCAUUACUUCUGUAAGUUGUAGGUAAUUGGGAACCCUAAGCAAUUUAGGUCAGUAAUACGAUUGUUUUUUCUUCAUUUUAAGAUCAUUCAGUGGUAAAGUUUUCAUUAUAUCAACUACUAGAUUUUUGACAAUAUCCACGUUGACUCAUUCUUUUUCGUAUGUUAGGUUUUCUUGUUUAAUUAUUAUAUUAAUUACUUUAUUGUUAGGUUAUUCGUUAUUUUUCAAAAAAAAAAGAAUAAAUAGUGUUAAUAAAACGAUUACGCUUGUUGAUUAAAUUUCGCUACCAUUACUUGUCACUAUGAAUUUUGUCAUUACUGUUGUCGUCUCCAUGUCUAGGUUGUAUAUGAUUCAUCCCUCCCUGAUAUUUCAUGUGAUAAUUAUAGAACAUAUGUGUUUAAUAAUCGUUUUUUGUGUGACAAUAUGUUUUACUAGACAAAUAGUGAUUCUACAAAAUUUCAUCUUUGCAUCCGCACAUCCAAUAUUUUCUCGAAAGGAUUAAUUCCUUGUUGCUGUUGUUCUCAGUUUUCUUUAACAAUCCACUACCACGACUGAUUGGAUCUCUUUUCACUCCAUGAUCUACAUAAAAAGGUUCAAUUUUUUCUUUCUUUCUGUCCUGCUUAAAAUAAUUUCUUUUUUUUGUAAAUGUCUAAAUCCGUUGUAUCUUUUAUCCAGCUGGUUGCUUUUACGGAUCACAAAUAGUAUCGUUUCAUUAAGUAGAAAAAAUAAAAACGGGUGGAGAGUUUAAUUAUUUUUCCUUCUCUUUUAUCAUAUACACUGACAGGUUUUGAAAAUUAAACUGUUCAUAUUGGUGUCAUAAAUUUUAUACGCAAUUGUAUUUGUUUCUUGUCAAGUUCGUAUAUUUAAAUUAUAUUUUAUUUCCUAUUCUGCAAUAAGAUAAAUGUACACGUUAUGACCAUGAAUUCAAGAUUUAGACGUUAGUCUUGUAACUGAACUAUCUGUUUAAUAUAUUACAUCACAGUUCUUGUAAUUUGGUGGGGUAAUUAAUUUUUUUUCCCAAGGCCAUAUUGACACAUUUGUUGGGUUCAUUUGUCCUAUGUUGAUUGGUCCUGAUAAUCUAUGGGAUUAUCGACCAUCGUUUAUCUGAAUUCCAGCGAACAUAUACGUUUUUGAUCGAGUUGUAACUAAAUUCUCUUAUUACGAAGUGUUUUACUUAAAUUAUACAUAUUCUUACACGGUGAUGCUGUAAUAUACGUUGAAUACAAAAAGAGUUUAUUCACACGUUCUGGGCUAGAAGCGUUUGACGUAAUAAUAAAUGAAUAUUUAGCUAUCCGAGUUUUCGAACCGUAUAAUCUGAUUUCGGGAAUAAUGUGUGUGUCUAGGUGUACACUUCUUACAUAUAAUUUAUCCUUAGUUUUUAAUAUAUUUUCAGAUUACUUUCUACCACAAUGGUAAAUGUAUGGGAGCAGCUUUUACGAAUAUCUAUGCAGGUGCUUAUUACCCGGCAAUAUCAAUAUAUAAAUCUGCUACUGUUUCUGUCAAUUUCGGUCCAUACUUUAAAUAUCCUCCAAGUGACGUAACAGACUGGGAACCGAUGUCUUCUCGUGUUAUAAGCGCUGCUGUUGAACAAACUGUGGCAGAUAUGAUCUGUUUAGUAGAAAAAGAUGGAUUCAUUGAGCGUACAAUCAAAUCAUGUACUCCACAAUUUAAUUAACCAAAGGUUUUCAAAAAUUAUAAAGAUUUAAGUUCUAUCUUAAACUCAUUUGUAAGUGUCAAUAAGUUAAUUUUCCUUCUACUAACUCUACAUCCUCAUCUCUUUUUGGUCAACUUGUAUUCAUUCAUUGAACCUGUUUUCUGUCUAAUUAUUGCAAACUGAACUAUGCAAGCUUAAUUAUUGUACUCAUUCUUAAAUUUUUUAAAUGCAUCUUGUUCAUAGAGUUGUUAUAUUUUCAUACGCUGUAUAUUUAUCUAUGGGUUCAUUUUAUUAGGUAUCAUUAUUGAUUCGGUUCUCCAUGAUGUUUCUAUAUUUUUCUAUUCACUUUACACGUCUAUGUAUGUGCUUAGGAAAAAGAGAGUACUUGUGAGUUUUGUAUCUGUUUGUAAUUUUGUCCUAUGGUGGUUAUCACCCAUUAUGGUGUUGAUUUUUCAUUUUUCUCCAUUUCUGUGUCUUCUUUUUCCAAAGUAAACAGUAAUAAAGUUAUAUUUAUGUACCAUUUAUGUCGUUCCUUC